Messenger RNA from Paramisgurnus dabryanus, 844 nucleotides. It is a transcript of the gene rpl6, whose product is annotated as ribosomal protein L6. Gene Ontology annotation, biological process: ribosomal large subunit assembly; cytoplasmic translation. Gene Ontology annotation, cellular component: cytosolic large ribosomal subunit; ribosome. Gene Ontology annotation, molecular function: structural constituent of ribosome; RNA binding. Lineage: Eukaryota; Metazoa; Chordata; Actinopteri; Cypriniformes; Cobitidae. The record is from RefSeq and is a predicted model, not a curated record.
AACACUUGUUUUAAAACAUUCAGAUGGCUGAGGGCGAUAAGAAGAAGGCUGCCCGUAAGCAUCACGGGAGCCGAAACCCGGUUCUGGCCCGGGGCAUUGGCCGAUAUUCCCGGUCAGCCAUGUAUUCCCGCCGUGCCAUGUACAAGAGGAAGACUAAAGCUCCUGUGACAAAGAUUGAAAAGAAGCUUAAGGUGAAACCAAUUAAGGAGAAGAAGCCCAUGACUGCCAUCAAGACUGUCGGUGGAGACAAAAAUGGAGGCACCCGUGUCGUCAGACUGCGCAAAAUGCCCCGUUAUUACCCCACAGAGGAUGUGCCCCGUAAGCUUUUGAGUCACGGCAAAAAACCUUUCAGUCGCCACGUCAGAAGACUUCGCAAAACCAUCACCCCUGGAACGGUGCUUAUCCUCCUGACCGGACGCCAUCGUGGAAAGCGUGUGGUCUUCCUUAAGCAGCUGGGAAGUGGUCUCCUCCUUGUUACUGGUCCUCUGGCUCUCAACCGGGUUCCCUUGCGCAGAGCUCACCAGAAGUUUUGCAUUGCCACCGCUACCAAAGUGGACAUCUCUGGGCUGAAAGUCCCCAAGACAUUGACUGAUGCUUACUUCAAGAAGAAGAAGCUGAGGAAACCCAAGCACCAGGAGGGAGAGAUCUUUGACACAGAGAAGGAGAAGUACCAGCUGACAGAGGAACGAAAGGAAGUUCAGAAAGCUGUGGACUCUCAGCUUCUUCCUCUGAUCAAGAAGGUUCCCCAGCUGAAGGGAUACUUGCGCUCCCAAUUCUUCCUGUCUAAUGGAGUUUAUCCCCAUAAACUGGUUUUCUAAGAUGCGAAUAAAAGUCUGUUUACCCA